Messenger RNA from Schistosoma intercalatum, 1759 nucleotides. The record is from the annotation of a GenBank genome assembly. NCBI's taxonomy places the organism in Eukaryota, Metazoa, Platyhelminthes, Trematoda, Strigeidida, Schistosomatidae.
GGCCGUUCAAGGUCGUUGAAACGAAAGGGCAGAAAGAUUCGAACGGCUCUAACGUGCCCUCGUACCUGGUUACAGUCUAUUAUUCUAUAUUGCGAAUCCCAUUCCCAGUAAUAGUCUCAUUCUUCAACUGCUUGAAAAAUUCUGGCUUAUCUGUUCGGGGGCUCAGUUCCCGGUUCAAUGCAGCAUGGCUCUACAGACUGCAUUAAAGCAUUUAAAUAAACUUCAUCGAUAGAUCAGACAAGAUGUUACGUAGUUUCUCGCGAUUUGGAUCUGAUAAAUGUACUCGCUUUCUCUACACGUCUUGUUAUGUUAAUACACCUAAAAUUCAACCAAGCAAAUCCUCACAGUUACUGAAGUCAUAUUUUGAACUUGGACGAUUCGCUAGACCAACAGGCACGUGGCUGUUAUACCUUCCUUGCACGUGGAGCAUUGCUCUAGCUGCACCACCGGGUCACUUUCCCGACAUUUAUAUGCUAACCCUAUUUGGUGUUGGCUCCAUUUUGAUGCGAAGUGCCGGUUGUACAAUAAAUGAUAUGUGGGAUAAAAAAUACGACAUGCUUGUCAAACGCACAAAGGAUCGUCCACUAGCUUCGGGUUCACUAACCUUUCCCCAGGCUUUAUUGUUUCUUGGUGCUCAGCUAGCGACUUCGCUUGUAAUAUUAUUGCAAUUGAACUGGUACAGUGUAUUUCUUGGUAUCCUGUCAUUGGUUCCUGUCAUCACGUAUCCUCUGUUUAAACGUAUUACUUACUGGCCGCAGCUUGUACUUGGCUUAACAUUGAACUGGGGUGUUUGGCUUGGGUAUUCUGCUAUAAAUGGUUUUUGCCUUUUCUCCGUGUGCACUCCUUUGUAUUUAGCUGCAGUGUGUUGGACAUGCACGUACGAUACCAUAUAUUCUCAUCAAGUCUUACAUUCAACUGGGGUGCUUUGCUGGGUUAUUCUGCUGUCACAGGUUCUGUUGACCCUCUGAUUUCAAUUCCUCUGUAUUUUGGUGGCUUCAAUUGGACAAUUAUAUACGACACAAUCUAUGCACAUCAGGUUUGUGCUCAUAGCUUGCUUUAAAGUUUGCUAUUUUAUGUUGAAUCUAUAACGAGGGUUUCUAUUUUAGGAUAUCGACGAUGACAUCCGUAUAGGCGUAAAAUCAACUGCAAUUUUGUUUGGAGAAAAAACGAAAUUAUAUUUGGGCGCUUUUCACAUGGGAAUGACAGUGUGUCUCCUCACUGUUGGAAUUAACGCAAAUGCUGGUUGUCUAUAUUACCUUGGGACCUUCCUUACAAUGUUUCAUAUUGCUCAUUUAAUAAGGAAGACGGACCUAAAGAAUCCCAAUUCUUGUUGGCAGACCUUUAAAGAUAGUAAAAAAACUGGUCUUUUGUAUUUUCUUACCAUUGUACUGGACAAAAUAUCACUAUAAGUUUAUUGUUCUUCUAAAUAAUAAAAUUAACCUUUUGUAAAUAUUUUUGGGUUUUCAGCUGACUGUUAUACAUUGGUUUCCAUUCUCAAUAAAAUCUAUUACUUUUAAAAUUACUUAUAUAAUUAAACUAAUUAUCUGACAUAGACGUAUGAUAUUUAUGAUAAUUGUGUCUACUUUCUCUACAAAGAAUUCUUUUAAACGGGAAUAAGUUUUAACAGAGUGUUUAUUGUAAAUUUUGAUACACCGUCAACUGGCAAAUGUUUUGUUACAAAUAGUUGAAAAUCUAACUGUCAAGCUCUCUAAACGAAAAAUCAUACAGUUCUAACCCAAGUAAAAAGCUACUCAAUAAA